This is a messenger RNA of Prunus dulcis (almond), 3519 nucleotides long. Its product is annotated as pentatricopeptide repeat-containing protein At4g01400, mitochondrial. Lineage: Eukaryota; Viridiplantae; Streptophyta; Magnoliopsida; Rosales; Rosaceae. The coding region runs from base 16 to 1410 and encodes 464 amino acids. The transcript is spliced from 4 exons. The record is from RefSeq and is a predicted model, not a curated record. Gene Ontology annotation, molecular function: protein binding.
AACCAGAGAGAAAAAAUGCAUCUGCUCUUUCAGCGGUCAUCAAAAGCCGCAGUAACGGUCACUCGCUCUCUGGCCCUCCCGCCAAAACCCCCAUCCUCCUCCUCCUCCUCCUCCUCCGUCUUCUUCCUCUCAUCACAACGCCAUAACCAGAACCACGAAAUCGGCUCAAUCGGCUCCCCUUCCAGGAUCCAAAAUCUCAUCGCUUCACAAUCAGACCCUCUCCUCGCCAAAGAGAUCUUCGACUUGGCUGCCCGCCAACCCCAUUUUCGCCACUCCUACUCUUCCCUCUUCACUCUCAUCCUCAAGCUUGGCCGCUCCAAGUACUUCUCUCUCGUCGACGACCUCCUCAUCCGCCUCAAGACCCAGAACUACUCUUUCUCUCCGGCUCUCUUUUCCCACUUGAUCAAGAUUUACGGCGAAGCCAAUUUGCCACAGAAAGCCCUCCGCACCUUUUAUACCAUGGUGGAAUUUGACUGCAGGCCUUCCGUCAAACACUUGAAUCGCAUUCUUCAAAUCCUCGUUUCUCACCGGAACUUUCUCCGCCCGGCGUUCGACGUCUUCAAGGACGCUCACCGUCAUGGGGUGAUGCCCAAUACUCAGUCUUACAACAUCUUAAUGCGUGCUUUUUGUUUGAAUGGGGAUCUUAGCAUUGCCUACCAGCUAUUCAACAAAAUGUUUGAGAGAGACCUUGUUCCAGAUGUGCAGUCGUAUCGGAUUCUGAUGCAGGGGUUGUGUAGGAAGGGUCAGGUGAAUACGGCGGUUGAUUUUUUGGAGGACAUGUUGAACAAAGGGUUCGUUCCGGAUUCGUUGAGUUACACUAGUUUGUUGAAUAGUUUGUGUAGAAAGAAGAAGCUUCGUGAGGCGUAUAAGCUGCUUUGUAGGAUGAAGGUUAAAGGAUGCAAUCCUGAUAUUGUGCAUUAUAAUACUGUUAUUUUAGGAUUUUGUAGAGAAGGGCGUCCAGUUGAUGCUUGUAAAGUUCUUGAGGAUAUGGCAUCAAAUGGGUGCUUGCCAAAUUUGGUGUCCUAUCGGACUUUGGUUAGCGGGUUAUGUGAUCAUGGGAUGCUUGAUGAGGCAAAGAGUUAUAUGGAGACAAUGAUAUCAAGGGGGUUUUCUCCGCAUUUUUCGGUUGUUCAUGCUUUAGUUAAAGGAUUCUGUAAUGUGGGCAGGGUUGAGGAAGCCUUUGCAGUUUUGGAGGAGGUGCUAAAGCAUGGGGAGGUUCCUCAUACAGAUACUUGGCUUACAAUAGUUCCUGGGAUAUGCGAAGAGAUUGAGCUAGAGAGAUUGGAGGAAAUUCUGAGAGAGGUAAUGAAGGUGGAAAUUAGGCCGAACACCAGAAUAGUAGAGGCAGCUAUCGGUUUGGAGGAUUACUUGAUAAAAAAGAUACGGGCUAAACCGAGGAGAGCUUAUUAGAUGCUUCGUACUAUUUGGCUCCCUGGUUUUGGUCAAGUAACUGGCCUUACCUUUUUUGUUUGUCACUAAUCCAGCCAUAAACGUUGCAAGUGCUUUUCAAAAGAAUGCAAUCUUGCUUGAAGCAACUGCAACUCCACCGACAUGGGUGUUUUGGUACUUUAGUUUGCUUCUCCUUCCAUCGUGUAUCAUCUCUACCCCUUAUUGAGAGAAUAUAAUUGUUGUAUCACAUCAUUUCAUGUUAGUUUUUGGCUGCAUAUUGUCAGUUUUCCAAGGAGGCUUUUAAGUUGCCUUAUUAUAGUUUGUUCUUGUUUACAGCAACAGGAUGCUAGUUUAUUUGAAGUACUGCAUUUCAGGCCUUGUUUUUCCACUAGGUAUGGACUUCACUAGGACAGGGAACAAUUCCUCCCUCACGCUUGCGAUCUCUCAGUCAGAACAGAACUUCUGCAAUUUUUAUUGGAGGGUUCUGAGGCUCCUAAUUCAAGAGCAGCAUGAGAAUAUCUUAACUUGUAUUUUCUCUUGGAGCUAGAAACUGAAGCUACUUUAGACGUUCUGAGAUGAGCUUUCAUUGAAGAUGAAAUCUCAAAACCCGACAUUUAUUCUCAUGAUUCAGCUGAUGCAAAUAUGGAGCUGCCGGAUGGGAACAAUUCAAUGGCUCAAAGUCAGAAUUCAAUGGUUCAAAGUAGAUACUCUCAUUCAUGUUAUUAUUAAGGGUAUCUCCCCAAUAGAUGGAUCUCCUGGCAAUGAUGACACUGCAUCAAUAGUAGACUGGCCUUCAAAGAAAGGCAUUGGUCAUCUGUUUGAGUUUAGUGCAUACUAUGUUGCAUGUGGAAGAGCUAAUGUCUCGAAACGUGUAUUGUCUAAAAUUUUGGUCUAUUUGACGUCAAAGAAUAACUUUCCAUCAUGGGAUGCUGGAGAUAGCAUAACUUCAAAAAGUAGAGAGAAACAGGUUCUUGGCCUUCUUGAGGUAGUGCCUGACACCGAUUGGGAUUCAUUUUAUGAGAAAGCGUGAUUUUACCAGGUAAAUUUACCAAUAUCUUGCAAUGUUGUCUCAGAAUCAUGUUGUUACAAUUCGUUCAGUUUGAGAUUACUCACUUCAAGUCUCUUGGAGUAUUUUAGAUUUGUGGCCUAAUUCAUACCAGCAGAUAUCAGUAUCUUGCUGCUGUGGACUGCUACAUGAAAGAUAUAGAUGAACCCGUUCAUGCCUUCUCCUUUAUUAACAAAAUAUUAUUGUGGCUGACCGACAAUGAAUCCGCUGCUUUUCAAUCACAAGUAAUUUAUCAAAUUCCAGAAUUUUUUUACUUAAACAGAGAAGGCACAUUCGUCUUGGUUUUCAACAAUUUUACUAGUGAAACCAUAUCCUCUCUGAACUUCGUUCCCAUCCAAAAAGCCUAUUCCUCGGUGAUUGAGGUUCACUUAUCUGGCCCUCGACUGUUCAAGUUUAAGAAAAGAUGAUCUUGUGAGGGUAAAGGAUCAAUCAAUAGCAGUUGAGGCUUACUUGGAAAGGAUCUCUGAUUUCCCAAAGCUUUUGCGUAACAAUCCUGUUAAUGUGACCGAUGAUAUGAUUGAACUUUAUUUGGAGCUGUUAUGUCAGUAUGAGCGCAAUUGAGUUCUCAAAUUCCUAGAGACUUAUGAUAGCUAUCGCGUGGAAGGAACACUGUUUACGCCUGUGCCAGAAAUAUGGGAUAACAGAUGCUGCAUCAUUCUUGUUGGAAAGGGUUGGUGAUGUUGGCAGUGCUCUUUUACUUACACUUUCCACCCUCAGUAAAAAAAUUUAUCAAGCUUGAUACUGCUAUGGGAAGUCUGGUAUCAAGUGGUUCUGCACGUACUGAGCAUUUCAGCAAUGCUUUAAAGCUCCAUAAAGGUGUUCAUAUCUUAAGAAAAUUGUUCUCUCGGUUCAUCAAGGAGAUUGUUGAGGGCAUGAUAGGUUAUGUUCGCCUUCCAACUAUCAUGUCCAAACUCCUUUCUGAUAAUGGUAGCCAGGAAUUUGGUGAUUUUAAAUUCACAAUAUCAAUAUUAGAUAAUGAGUUUGUUUUGCUUUUUUUGAGAGUUCAAAUUUGUUCUGCACAGCUGAUUGAUGCGCAAAACAUAGUGGACAAAUUGACCUCUGUA